This is a messenger RNA of Coregonus sp. 'balchen', 15898 nucleotides long. NCBI's taxonomy places the organism in Eukaryota, Metazoa, Chordata, Actinopteri, Salmoniformes, Salmonidae. The record is from the annotation of a GenBank genome assembly.
AUGGCACUUCAGAAUAAAAUCCUUCAACUGAGCUGCAGGAGUGUUUUGGGAGAAGUGCUCAAUAAGAGUUUUGCCAGUAAUUCACGCGCGCUGUACAAAUCUGCGACCAGCGAGUCGCUCCGGAUCUGCCCGACCCGAGAAGAGACAUUCCCGGAGGGUGUGAUCACACCGGGGGCCAGGGCGGAGGUGGUAGCUAAGGACACCCGGAUCAAGAGUCUGAAGGAGAUGCCGGGACCAAGCUCCAUCAGCAACCUGAUCGAGUUCUUUUACCGGGACGGUUUCAGCAGAAUCCACGAAAUACAGGUAGGCUACUGGGUGUUUUUGCAACUAUGGGCACUUUUGGACAUUUUUUUGUGGCAUUUUCUUAGUUUCAUUUUGUCAGGAACCAUAAACUGGUAUUGGCUGGGACCAUUUUAUUCGACAAACUGAUUUUACUCGUUUUCCCACUUACUGCAGAUGUCAUUACAAUCACAUCAAACAUUUGGGUUUAAAACUGAAUGACAAUGGGUUUUUGGAUUAUUGUGUUUAUCUGUCUAUAGUAUUUUUAACUACCACAUUUAGAAAUAAUUAUUUUAAUCCAUAAAUAUGGGCCUGCGCUGGCUAAACUUGUAUAUCUGCAUAAAGGCCACUAUCAAAAAUGCAAUUUCUUGUUGAAAUUGUUAUAUAUUUAGAAUUUUUACAGUAGUUAUAUUGGGAAAAAGUAAGUGCUUUACACUUGGCGUGGACAGAAAUGUGAUAUGUAAUGUGUAGCCUGCAUAUUUUUUUAUUUAGAAAUCUGUGUAGAUUGUGUGGGUAAUGACAGGGUAAUGGGAAAUUGCAUUCAUCAUCCAGGCUCUGUCGUAGCCGGCUGCGACCGGGAGACCCACGGGGCGGCGCAUAAUUGGCUCUGCAUCGUCCAGGGUAGGGGAGGGAAUGGGCGGCAGGGAUGCUCAGUUGGUAGAGCAUGGCGUUUGCAAAGUCAGGGUUGUGGGUUCAUUCCCCACGUGGGGCCAGUAUGACAAAUAAAAUCAUGUAUGCACUCACUAACUGUAAGUCGCUCUGGAUAAGAGCGUCUGCUAAAUGACUAAAAUGUAAAAUGAUUGUUAAAAAUAAGUGGAUAUCAACAAUAUCAUUGAUUGCUAUAUAGACAGUAAAAUGUCAUUUAUUGAGCAAGGGGUAUACCCACUUUAUACCAAAGAUAUACAAAAAGUACUUUCUGAUGGUAAUAACCUGUAAAUCAUCAUGACACAUUGUUUUGUUGAAUGACAAUUUGCUAAAAAAAAUUCUGCCUGGACUCGGGGGUAGGUGUCAAAUAGCAAACAUUCGUAUGGUUUUGUUAAGAAUUUCAAUUGGUAGAAAAUGUUAUGAAUUCGCAAAACGUAUGAUAAGUUACGAAUUCCAAUUUGUACCAAACUCAUGGGCGGCGCACAAUUGGCCCAGCGUCGUCCAGGGUAGGGGAGGGAAUGGCCGGCAGGGAUGUAGCUCAGUUGGUAGAGCAUGGCGUUUGCAACGCCAGGGUUAUGGGUUCGAUUCCCACGGGGGGCGAGGAUUAAAAAAAAUAUAUAUAUAAAUAUAUGUAUUCACUAACUGUAAGUCGCUCUGGAUAAGAGCGUCCGCUAAAUGACUAAAAUUUAAAUGUAAAAUGUGUGUUAUGGCUAACGUUAGCUAGGUCGUUAGCUAGGCUAGGGGUUUAGAGUUAGGUUAAGCUUAGGGGAAGGGUUAGCUAAACAUGCAAAGUAGCUCAAACGUAGUAAGCAGUCUCUAAAAAGCUGUCCAUGAUGAGAUCAGAACACGCAACCUUUGUGUUUGCGAGACGUUCGCGUUAUAGGGCCCACACAUCCAUAUGCGUCUUUUACUGCUCAAAACAUCCCACAUUCGGUUUGCUUUUGCGUAACUGGGUGCAUGAGUAGACCGACUGCUGCCGGAGUCCAGACAGGCAACUCUAGCUGAGGACACAUUGCCUGGUGUAGUAUUAAUUACCCUUUACCCCCCGUUGCAUAAGCAACACUCCUUCCUCCUUGUCCCGCCGGGUUCACCUGAGGUUUCCCUGUCUGUCUAGACCUGAAGGAAAACCUCAGGAAAUAAUAAUAAGCCAUUUAGCAGACGCUUUUAUCCUAAGCUACUUACAGUCAUGUGUGCAUACACUUUUACGUUAUGGGUGGUCCCGGGGAUCGAACCCACUACCCCUGGCGUUACAAGCGCCGUGCUCUACCACUUGAGCUACAAAUCAGCUACUAUGACUCACUGUUGAAGAAGCCAGCACAUUAUUACCCGGUAGUCAAUAGGGAAAACGUGUCUUCUUGUAUAGCUGUUGACUACACUGUGACUGCACAUUUGUUUUUUUCUGUCGAGUACAAUUCAUGUACUUCAGUUCAGUCUACUGAAGAAGAAGCCGGAUACCUGGUCAAUAACACAACCUGGCUGCUGUAGGCAUUACAGGUUGACAGUGCGCAUAGUUUUGGUGAAAAGAGACUUUCUUUAGAGUGCUCGCCGUGUGCUGAAUGAAUGGAAAAUGCCCAUAGUACGUAAUACAACUGCCUUCAACAUGAGAACAGUUGUUUUUCGGGCACCUCCUUUGGGGGGGCAUUUGUGCUUGAGCUUGAGGACAAAGCUGUGCGUCUCAGUGCCCCUCCUUCCCCCCCUCGACUCAAGUCUCUGAUGAUCUGAAGAACAUUUGAAUAGCUAAUCAGAAGUACCGUGGGGAGGCGUUGCAUAACCAUCACCAUGUUAGGGUAAGGGACAGGGUUAGGUUAGGGAAAUGGUGUCAGGAAAAGAGUCACAUUUUACAUCUAUUGUUCCGCACAGAGAUAGAGAGAUAGAGAGAGAGAACAUAGAGUGAAAGAUUAGUUUAGUGUGACUGUGACUAUUUCUGAAUGUAGCCUAAUAACAACUGCCUGUCUAUAUCUUCAUAGCCUGGUCCCAGAUCUCGUUGUGCUGUAUAGCCAAAUUCCUGUUUCCAAACUCUGUGAGAUAGAGAGAUAGGGAUGAGGUUUAGUUUAGUGACUCUAGAUCAAAACACAGGCAUCACAUUCUAUAGGCUUGAACCCCCAAAACAGCAACCCAAGACAGUGUCCACAGAAACCCCAGACAGUGUUCACAGAAACAUCAGACAGUGUUCACAGACACCCCAGACAGUGUUCACAGGAACCCCAGACAGCGUUCACAGCAACCCCAGACAGUAUUCACAUCACCCCGGACAGUAAUGAAAUCUACCCCGGACAGUGUUGACAGCAACCCCAGACAGUGUUGACAGCAACCCCAGACAGUGUUGACAGCAACCCCAGAUAGUGUUGACAGCGACCCCAGACAGUGUUCACAGCGACCCCAGAUAGUGUUCACAGCAACCCCAGACAGUGUUCACAGCAACCCCAGACAGUAUUCACAGCAACCCCAGACAGUGUUCACAGCAACCCCAGACAGUAUUCACAGCAACCCCAGACAGUGUUCACAGCAACCCCAGACAGUAUUCACAUCACCCCGGACAGUAAUGAAAUCUACCCCGGACAGUGUUGACAUCAACCCCAGACAGUGUUGACAUCAACCCCAGACAGUGUUCACAGCAACCCCAGACAGCGUUCACAUCACCCCGGACAGUAAUGAAAUCUACCCCGGACAGUGUUGACAUCAACCCCAGACAGUGUUGACAUCAACCCCAGACAGUGUUGACAGUAACCCUAGACAGUGUUGACAGCACCCCAUACAGUGUUGACAGCAACCCCAGACAGUGUUGACAGCAACCCCAGACAGUGUUCACAGCAACUCCAAACAGUGUUCACAGCAACGCCAGACAGUGUUCACAUCAACCUCAGACAGUGUUCACAGCAACCCCAGACAGAGUAUUGACAUCAACCCCAGACAGUGUAUUGACAUCAACCCCAGAGAGUGUAUUGACAUCAACCCCAGACAGUGUUGACAGCAACCCCAAAUAGUGUUGACAGCAACCCCAGACAGUGUCCACAGAAACCCCAGACAGUGUUCACAGCAACCCCAGACAGUGUUCACAGCAACCCCAGACAGUGUUCACAGCAACCCUAGACAGUGUUCACAGCAACCCUAGACAGUGUUCACAGCAACCCUAGACAGUGUUCACAGCAACCCUAGACAGUUUGUUAUAGACAGUGUUCACAGCAACCCCAGACAGUGUUCACAGCAACCCUAGACAGUGUUCACAGCAACUCUAGACAGUGUUCACAGCAACCCUAGACAGUUUGUUAUAGACAGUGUUCACAGCAACCCCAGACAGUGUUCACAGCAACCCUAGACAGUGUUCACAGCAACCCUAGACAGUGUUCACAGCAACUCUAGACAGUGUUCACAGCAACCCUAGACAGUGUUCACAGCAACCCUAGACAGUGUGUUUCUUCCUCCUCUAGGACACAGAGAAUGAAAACAAGACUGCAUGCAGAGACAGAAAGGUGUUGAAUUCCAUAUUAUUUUCCAGAGAGAGAAUUUGACUAAUUACAUUACAUAGUAAUAAUAAUCUAUGUAUUGUUUAUUAUAAACACCAGAUGGGUCUCAGUGUCUCUCCUCCUGUAAUAUAAAAGUUCCUCUCUCUCUCUCUCUGUGUCUCUCUGUGUCUCUCUCUCUCUCUGUGUCUCUCUCUCUCUCUGUGUCUCUGUCUCUGUCUCUCUCUCUCUCUCUCUCUCUCUCUCUCUCUCUCUCUCUCUCUCUCUCUCUCUCUCUCUCUCUCUCUCUCUCUCUCUCUCUCUCUCUCUCUCCAGAUGGAACACUCUCAGAAGUAUGGGAAGAUCUUUAAGUCUCGUUUCGGCCCCCAACUGGUUGUGUCUAUCGCAGGGCGGGAUCUGGUGGCCGAGGUGCUGAGGAUGGAGGGUGUGGCCCCGCAGAGAGGCAACAUGGAGUCCUGGAAGGAGUACCGAGACUUGAGGGGCCGAUCUACCGGACUUAUCUCAGCGUGAGUCUGACCUCUGAACUACGACCUGUGACAUCAUGGGACGCAACAUUUUAUACCCCUGAAAGGAGGGAAAGAUAGAAAUGAUUCACGCAGAGAAGUAGUAUCGACUUCAGUUAGUUGUAAUGAAUCUUUUGCAUAAAAUCAUCAACAAUGUACAUAGGUACAAAACAGAAUGUUUCACAAGUGCCCAAUAUCUCUUUCUCAGAGUUCCAUAGCUCGUACAUAUUGUUCAAUUAACCAGUAAUGUCUCAGUUGAUUCUUAUUUAUUCACUAUUUUAAAACUUGAGUCUAUGAAUUCAUUGACAGAACCCUUUUUAACCUUUUUAAAUGCAUCACAUAUUCUUCGAUUUAUCAUCACCGUAAAAUAUCCUUGUAUUUAUAUUUAUUUAUUUUUUACAUUUACAUCAUUUAGCAGACGCUCUUAUCCAGAGCGACUUACAAAUUAUCUAUUUAUUACAGAUUUAUUCAUUGUUAUCCUUAUAUGAACUAAUUUUAAUUAACUAAGAAAACAUUUCUGACCUUUUAUUAAUUAGUCAUUUAAAUUACAACAACAUUAUAUGAGGUUGGGACCUGCUCAUACCCUCCUGAUUCCGGGGAUCUUCCAACCGGGAUUUCUGGAAAACCUUGUUGUCUCUGACCUCCUCCUCCGCCUUUCUCUCUGUAGGGAGGGUGAGGACUGGUUGAAGAUGCGUAGCGUCCUCCGCCAGCUGAUCAUGAGACCGAAGGACGUGGCUCAGUUCUCUGACGAUGUGAACGCUGUGGUGGGUGACCUGGUGAAGAGAGUGGAUACGCUGAGGAGCCAACAGACAGACGGACUCACCGUACUGAAUAUUAACGAUCUGUUCUUCAAAUACGCAAUGGAAGGUGGGUAGUGGGAGGAUGGGUAGUGGGAGGAUGGGUAGUGGGAGGAUGGGUAGUGGGAGGAUGGGUAGUGGGAGGAGUGGGUAGGGAGGAGGAGUGGGUAGGUGGGUACGAGGGAGGAUGGGGAGGUGGGAGGAUGGGUAGUGGGAGGUGGGUAGGGGAGGAGGGGUAGUGGGGGAGGGGAGGGGAGGGGGGGAUGGUGGGAGGAGGGUGGGGAGGGGGGUAGUGGGAGGGGGGGGUGGGUAGUGGGAGGAGGGUAUGGGAGGGUGGUAGUGGGAGGAGGUGGGGGGUAGUGGAGGAGGGAUGGGUAGUGGGUAGGGGAGGAGGGUAGUGGAAGGGAAGGGAGGGUAGGGAGGAUGGGUGUGGAGGUGGGUGGGGAGGAUGGGUGGGAGGAUGGGAUGGGGACAGGAGGAUGGGUAGUGGAGGAUGGAGGGAGGAUUGGGGGAGGGUGGGUCGGAGGGUGGGAUGGGGUAGGGGGGAUGGGGGUGGGGGAGGGGUAGGGCGAGGAUGGGUAGUGGGAAGGGGAGGUGGGUAGUGGGAGGAUGGGUAGUGGGAGGAUGGGUAGUGGGUACAGGGUGGGAGUGGGAGGAUGGUAGUGGGGAGGAGGGUGGGAGUGUGGGAGGAGUGGGUAGGGGAGGAGUGGGUAGUGGGAGGAUGGGGUAGUGGGAGGAUGGGUAGUGGGGUGGGUAGGGAGGGGGUAGUGGGAGAGGAGUGGGGUGGUAGGGUGGGAUGGGAUGGUAGUGGGGAUGGGUGGGUACAGGGAGGAUGGGUAUGGGAGGAUGGGUAGUGGACAGGGAGGAUGGGUAGUGGGAGUAGGGAGGAUGGGUAGUGGGAGGAGUGGGGGUGGGUAGUGGGAGGAUGGGUAGUGGGUAGGGAGUGGGUAGUGGGAGGAGGGGUAGUGGGAGGAGGGUAGUGGUGAGGUGGGGAGGAUGGGUAGUGGGAGGAUGGGUAGUGGGAGGAUGGGUAGUGGGAGGAUGGGUGGUCGUGGGAGGAUGGGUGGUAGUGGGUAACAGGGAGGAUGGGUAGUGGGAGGAGGAUGGGUAGUGGGAGGAUGGGUUGGGAGGAUGGGUAGUGGGAGGAGGGUAGUGGGAGGAUGGGUAGUGGAGGAUGGGUAAGGAGAGGGGAGGGUAGGUGGGCGGAUGGGUACAGGGAGGGUGGGUGGUAGUGGAGGAUGGGUAGUGGGAGGAUGGGUAGUGGGUACAGGGAGGAUGGGUAGUGGGUACGGGUGUGGCAGCCAUCAUUUCCAAUUGCUAAGCUAAUAAACCCCAACUUUCUCGUGAUCUUGAUCUUCCUCCUCUUCCAGGUAUGGCGGCCAUCUUGUACGAGGACCGUCUGGGCUGCUUGGAGAAUGAGAUUCCUCAGAAGAGCCAGGACUACAUCGCAGCCCUGCACCUGAUGUUUAGUUCCUUUAAGAUGACCAUGUACGCUGGAGCCAUCCCCAAGUGGCUCAGAACCAUCAUCCCCAGACCCUGGGAGGAGUUCUGCAGCUCCUGGGACGGACUGUUCAGUUUCAGUAAGUUUCGGGUGACGCUGCAUUCCCAUGGUGAUUUACCCCGGUGUUUUGACCAACAACAACAACAACAAAAAGGCCUCAGGCUCUUGUGUUUCUGUAACUCGUCGGACAGACUCUUUUAGUUUCAGUGAGUGUUGUCACUGUGAAGUUGCCUCUAGACCAGGGGGUUUUCCCCCAAACUCGGUCCUAGGGGACCCCAAGAGGUGCACAUUUAGUUUUUGCCCUAGCACUACACGGCUGAUUCAAAUAAUCAACUCAUCAAGUUUUGAUUAUUUGAAUAAAACUGUGUAGUGCUAGUGGAGAAAAACCAAACUUGCACCCCUUGGGGUCCCCCAGGACCGAGUUUGGGAAAUGCUGGUCUGUACUCUGAUCUUGGGUCCGUUUUGCAUUUUUCCCCACUAACGGUUUAAGGUUAGGAUUUGGAGAGGGGAAGCUGAUCCUAGAUCUUUAUCUAUGGGAAACUUUACCCUGGAACAGGAGGACUACCGGUUUCUCGGCUUGCACAAUUCCCAUAAACCUUCCCAAAGUUACCAGGUCUUUCAGAAAUCCUGAUUUGGAGGAGUGCUGGAAUUAGUAUACACAGGAAGGGAAUCCACCUGCUUUAUGAAGGUUUCUGUAAUUGUGCAAACCCCCUAGCUGUUUAACACUACUGAGCUAGGCCUUGUCUAUACACUGCUAUAGUUACUGGACCUGUGCCGAAAAAGGACCGGGUCAAAAGAAAAACAGUUCAGGUCAACAUCACAGCAUGUGAAAAGGAAUAGAGAGAGAGAGAGGUUGAACAGGGUUGGGAGUGAACGUGGCUCUUUAUGUAAAGAGAUGGCCUCUCUCUCUCCAGACCAGCUGGCCUCUCUCUCUCCAGACCAGAUGGCCUCUCUCUCUCCAGACCAGCUGGCCUCUCUCUCUCCAGACCAGCUGGCCUCUCUCUCUCCAGACCAGAUGGCCUCUCUCUCUCCAGACCAGCUGGCCUCUCUCUCUCCAGACCAGCUGGCCUCUCUCUCUCCAGACCAGAUGGCCUCUCUCUCUCCAGACCAGAUGGCCUCUCUCUCUCCAGACCAGAUGGCCUCUCUCUCUCCAGACCAGCUGGAAGCUUAUGUAAUGCCGGAUCCAGUUUCAGGGGGACUGGAGGGGGGCAGAGAGACAGACCCAUGUUACGUUCAAAAACCGAAACAGACAUGUAGUGCAAUCCCAUCACUAGGUGUCUAAUGUGUUGAUGACUGCAGCAACAGUCAUUGAAGUGUAAGGACUAUUAAAAUAUAUAUAUACAUAUUAAACUAAGACCCUUGCCUUUCGUGAACUAAACGCUAGUCUUGUCCUUCUAUCUCGGACUGCUGAUAGCUACUUCAUUGAGGAAAAAUGUCUCACCUACGCUCUUAGAAAAAAAGGUGGCAUCUAGAACCUCAAAUGGUUCUUCAUCCCUCCCCAUAGGAGAACCCUUUGUAGAACCAUUUACAUUUAAGUCAUUUAGCAGACGCUCUUAUCCAGAGCGACUUACAGUUAGUGAGUGCAUACAACAUUUUGUAUUUAUUUUUUCAUACUGGCCCCCCCGUGGGAAACGAACCCACAACCCUGGCGUUGCAAACGCCAUGCUCUACCAACUGAGCUACAUCCCUUCCAGCCAUUCCCUCCCCUACCAUGGACGACGCUGGGCCAAUUGCGCGACGCCCCCCGUGGGUCUCCCGGUCGCGGCCGGCUGUGACAGAGCCUGGAUUCGAACCAGGAUCUCUAGUGGCACAGCUAGCACUGCGAUGCAGCGCCUUAGACCACUGCGCCGUUUUGGUUCCAGGUAGAACCCAUGUGGGUUCCAUGUUGGACCCUUUCCACAGAGGGUUCUACCUGGAACCAAAAAGGGUUCUCCUAUAGGGACGGCCGAAGAACCCUUUUGAAACCCUUUUUUUUCUAAGAGUGUAUCAAUCUUAGAUGAAUGUACUAACUGUAAGUCGCUCUGGAUAUGAGUGUCUGCUAAAUGACUAGAAUGUGAAUAAAUGCAUGUAACCCUAUACUGCUGUUGUGGACUAGAGAUGAAUAUUUUCCUUAAAUGUCCACGUUAUGUUACCAUAACCCUCUCAACCAUCCUAUCCUCUCCCUCUCUCCCCCCCCAGGCCAGAUCCAUGUAGAUAAGCGUCUGGGGGAGAUCCAGGAUCUGGUGUCCCGAGGAGAGGAGGUGAAGGGGGGGCUUUUGACUCACAUGCUGGUGACCAGAGAGAUGAACCUGGAGGAGAUCUACGCUAACAUGACUGAGAUGUUGCUGGCUGGGGUAGACACGGUGAGCAGUAGGGGUGGAGGAGGGGAGAGGGUGAUGUUGCUGGUGGGGUGGACACGGUGAGCAGUAGGGGAGAGGGUGAUGUUGCUGGUGGGGUGGACACGGUGAGCAGUAGGGGUGGAGUAGGGGAGAGAGUGAUGUUGCUGGUGGGGUGGACACGGUGAGCAGUAGGGGAGAGGGUGAUGUUGCUGGUGGGGUGGACACGGUGAGCAGUAGGGGAGAGGGUGAUGUUGCUGGCUGGGGUGGACACGGUGAGCAGUAGGGGAGAGAGUGAUGUUGCUGGCUGGGGUGGACACGGUGAGCAGUAGGGGUGGAGGAGGGGAGAGGGUGAUGUUGCUGGUGGGGUGGACACGGUGAGCAGUAGGGGUGGAGGAGGGGAGAGGGUGAUGUUGCUGGUGGGGUGGACACGGUGAGCAGUAGGGGAGAGGGUGAUGUUGCUGGUGGGGUGGACACGGUGAGCAGUAGGGGUGGAGUAGGGGAGAGGGUGAUGUUGCUGGUGGGGUGGACACGGUGAGCAGUAGGGGUGGAAGAGGGGAGAGGGUGAUGUUGCUGGUGGGGUGGACAUGGUGAGCAGUAGGGGAGAGGGAGUCUCUGUUUUAGCAGCUCGUCUCCUCCUGUAAAGUUAUGCCAGCGUCAGGUCAGGCCAUUGAACCAGGGGGGUGACAGACUACCCCGUAACCCAGCAACAACGUUUCUGUCACUCCUGUUUUUGUCUUGGACCCCACCAGACCCCCCAGUGUGUAUGGGAACAGUGUGUGUAGCCGACCAGGGUAUGUGUUGUGGGAUGUCAGAUUAAUGUGACGUGUUAAUGAAAGGGGGCCGGGGGGAGGGGGAGGGAUUUGAACUUGUUGCUGCGGUCACAUCUUGGCAGGGGGUUGGGUUAGCAGACUGCCUCUGUCCAGCCUCUACCGUGCUCCUCUCUGCUCCUCCUAGCUGUAACAGUGUGCUAUGCUCUGGGAGGAGGAGGAGGAGGAGGAGGAGGAGGGAGGAGGAGGAGGGGGAGGAGGAGGAGAGAGGAGAGGAGGAGGAGGAGGGUUAAUUCCCCCUGGUUGCCAGGGUGUUGCCAGCUGAGGAAACCAAGAGGAGAUGAGGGGAGAAGAGGGCCAAGCCUCUGAUCAUCUGAUCCCCCGCCUCUCUCUCUCUCUUCCUCUCUCUCCUGAGUCCUCUGUCACUCCUUCUGUCCGUCCGUGUGUCCUCGCUAGGACGCUGACCUCAGGAUGAACCCUACUAGUGAUGUCCUCUAGGACGCUGACCUCAGGAUGAACCCUACUAGUGAUGUCCUCUGGGACGCUGACCUCAGGAGAGAGGAGCCGACCUGGUUCUAACAGGUGCCCUUUGUCCUGAUCCCGUCCAAACCUUUUGACAGCUGUAGAUGUUUAAAAGACUCAUUGUGAUCAGAUCUUCCUGACCACCUCCGGAGGUAGUCGGACACACAUUGUAAACAGAUCUCGAUAAAUACAUUCAUAUUAUUUUUUUAAAUAAUAUCUGUCAAACAAUUAGCAUACAGGGAGGGACCAGGAUAUCUGGUCACAAUGCGGACACAGUGGACGGAUAGGGGACACAUUUUAAUACCAGGUACAACAGCUACAAUGUGGGCCCAAUCAGAAAGAGAGAGAGAGAGGACGCAUGUUAGCACCAGGUAUAAACGAGGCUUCUGUGUGACAUAAGAACCUCUGUGAGGGAAAGAGAGUGAGAGGGAGGGGGAUGAGGCAAAGAAAGGAGAGAGGGAGAGAAGGAGAGAAGGAGAGAAGGAGAGGAAAGGAGAGGGAGAGGGAGAGGGGAGAGAAGGAGAUGGAAGAAGGGGGAAGGGGAGAGGGAGAGAAGGAGUGAGAAGGGGGAGAAGGAGAGAAGGAGGAGGGGAGAGAAGGAGGGGAGGGGAGAGAGGGAGAGAAGGACGGAAGAAGGAGAGAAGGAGGGAAGGAAGAGGGGGAAGGGGAGGAGGAGGGAGAGAGGGGGAGAGACGGGAAGGGCAGAGAAGGGGAGAGAAGGAAGAAGGGAGCAGAAUUGAGAGAGGAAAGAGAGAAGGAGGAGAAAGGAAGACGAAAGGAGAAAAGGGAGAGGAGAGGAGAGACAGGAGCGGAGGGAGAGAAAGGAGAGGAAGGAGAGAAGGAGAGAAGGAGAGGGAGAGAAGGAGAGAGGGAAGGAGAAGGAGAGAGGAGAGAAGGAGAGAGAAGGGAGAGGGGGGGAGAGAAGGAGAGAGGGAGAGAAGGAGAUAAGGAGAGAAGGAGAGAAGGAGAGGAGGGAGAGAAGGAGAGAAGGAGAGAGGGGGCGAGAAAGGAGAGACGGAGGAGAAGGGGGAGAGGGAGACGGAGGGCAUUUGAAAUUCAAGGGAAAGAGGAACUGGAGAAGGGUGGAGAUAGAGGGAGAAAGGAAACAGUAACACAGUGGAAUAGAUAAAUGAGACUUUAGGAGGUAACACAUGUUGUGUUUGAGGAGGGGAAAGACUAGAGGGAGUAGCACCCUAUUCCCUAUAUAGUACACUACUUUAGACCAGAGCCCUAUGGCACCCUAUUCCCUAUAUAGUGCACUACUUUAGACCAGAGCCCUAUGACACCCUAUCCCCUAUAUAGUACACUACUUUAGACAGAGCCCUAUGACACCCUAUUCCAUAUAUAGUGCACUACUUUAGACCCCAGGCCCUAUGACACCCUAGUCCCUAUAUAGUGCACUACUUUAGACCAGAGCCCUAUGACACCCUAUUCCCUAUAUAGUGCACUAAUUUAGACCAGAGCCCUAUGACACCCUAUUCCCUAUAUAGUACACUACUUUAGACCAGAGCCCUAUGACACCCUAUUCCAUAUAUAGUGCACUACUUUAGACCAGAGCCCUAUGGACACCCUAUUCCCUAUAUAGUGCACUACUUUAGACCAGAGCCCUAUGACACCCUAUUCCCUAUAUAGUGCACUACUUUAGACCAGAGCCCUAUGACACCCUAUUCCCUAUAUAGUGCACUACUUUAGACCAGAGCCCUAUGACACCCUAUUCCCUAUAUAGUACACUACUUUAGACCAGAGCCCUAUGACACCCUAUUCCCUAUAUAGUACACUACUUUAGACCAGAGCCCUAUGACACCCUAUUCCCUAUAUAGUACACUACUUUAGACCAGAGCCCUAUGACACCCUAUUCCCUAUAUAGUGCACUACUUUAGACCGGAGCCCUAUGACACCCUAUUCCCUAUAUAGUGCACUACUUUAGACCAAAGCUCUAUGGCACCCUAUUCCCUAUAUAGUGCACUACUUUUGACCAGAGCCCUAUGACACCCUAUUCCCUAUAUAGUGCACUACUUUUGACCAGAGCCCUAUGGCACCCUAUUCCCUAUAUAGUACACUACUUUAGACCAGAGCCCUAUGGCACCCUAUUCCCUAUAUAGUACACUAAUUUAGACCAGAGCCCUAUGGCACCCUAUUCCCUAUAUAGUGCACUACUUUAGACCAGAGCCCUAUGGCACCCUAUUCCCUAUAUAGUGCACUACUUUUGAUGUACGGAAUAGGGUGCCAUUUGGGAUGCUGCCUAGGUAGUAACACAAAAUCUUUAGGUUCUAAAACUCCCAACACACAUCACCACUGAAUGUUCACGUAAUGUGGAUUGAUUGACAGAUCUGGGAUCAGAAAUCCAGAGGUUCAGGUGAUGUGGACUUUGGCGUCCUGCAGCAGCCCCAUGACUGCAAUAACCUCUGUUUCCUAAUGUUCAGUGUACACAGCAAACCCAACGAACCCUCCUCAGUCAAACAGGAGCAGGACUUUGCUUAUUGAAGCAUCUGUGUAGGGUUUGUGAACCCUUUCCGAUUGCUCUAUAAAGACUUUCUAACUUGCUGUUUGUUUGAAGUGGAGGCUGGUGAAGGGAGAAUGGAUGUAUUUUUCUUUAACCAGGAAAAUACCCUUAAGGGUAAUGAAUCUCUUUAACUAGGGGGUCAAGAGGUCAACAUUCAGAGGGCAGGCUGUAAUGGAUGUAUGGAAAGGUAUCAAAUACAUCCAGCAAAAAAACUAAUGUCUCUUCUCUGUCUAUGUCUUCUGUCUCUCUCUUUCUGUCUCUCUCGGGUAUUCUCUCUCUUCUCUCUUCUUCUCUCUCUUCUACUUCUCUCUCUCUUCCUCUAUCUCUCUCUCUUUCUCUCCUCCCUCUUUCUCUAUCGCUUCUCUCUCUCUUCUCGUUCUCUACUAGACAUCAUUCACCCUGUCCUGGGCCUGCUACCUCCUGGCCCGUCACCCUGAGGUCCAGCAGGAGAUCUACGAGGAGGUGACGAGGACUCUGGGACACGGGACCAUCCCCACCGCUGACGACGUCCCCCGUUUACCCCUCAUCAGAGGACUAGUGAAGGAGACACUCAGGUACACCAGCACACACACAGGCAUGGACACACACACACACACACGCACGCACACACACACACACACACACACACACAGCACACACGCACACACGCACACACACACACCACACAACAAACACACGCAUACACACAACGCACACACACACACAACACCACACACACAACACACACACACACACACACACACAGGCAUGGACACACACACACACACACACACACACGCGCCACACGCGCACACACACGCACGCACGCGCACACGCACACUCACACGCACACUCACACAAGUUCCAAAAAUAAAAAAUUUCAAAGUCAUUUAGUGAAAAUACUUACUCUCUCUCUCUUAACUCUCAUUCUCUCCUCUCUCUCGGAGACGAAACGGUAAGAGCCAAGGGCCAAGAAACACGGUGAAGAGCAAAAGAAAGAGAACGCCCCCCCACCCCCCACCCACCCCCCCCCUCCCCCCCCUUCCCCCAGAAAAUAAAUGUUGCCAGGAGCGGAACGGAAACAUGGUUGGGGUACUACCCAAAAGGAAGGGUUACAAAGUAUACAAAACCCAAAACUUCCAGACGAAGCAGAAAACAUACAAAAAAAGAACCACACAACACGACACACCAACCCAGCACAACCCACACACUAACCCCCAAAAGUUAAUGAUAUCUGCAGGUAGAUGGCGUACUUUAAUGAUCCAAUCUUUACGGAUGACCUGGUGGGUGUGGUUACUUCAUUCCCCAAAGGUCGUAAAGUGUGUUCUAUCUCGCUUGUCUACCAGGGUAAUGAUGUUGCCCCAGCAAAGUCUUCCAAAGGGAGCGUUAGAGCAGAACAACCAUCUAAAGCGGAAAGAACAGAUGAGACAUUAAGACUGAACCAACUCCAACAAGAAUGAUCUCACAUCAGCCGACGGAAGAAGAGAGCAAGAAGCACGAGAAGAGAAGGAAGAGAAGAGAAGCAGAGAAGAGAGAAGAGAGCGAAGAGAAAGAGCCGAAGCAAGAAGAGAGAAGACAGAGAAGAGAAGAAGAUAGAGAAGAGACAGAGAGCAGAAAGAGACGAAGCGACGAAGAAGAGAAGAAGAAGAGAAGAAGAAGAGCAGAAGAGAGAAGAAGAGGCCGAGAGAAGCGAAGCGAAGACAGAAGGAUGAGAAGAGACGAAGACGAAAUCGCCGCGCAGCAGCAUCAUCACCGCCGAUAGAUCCUCAUCUCCUAUCGCCGCUAUAAGACGACCUAGCAUCAUCUUCCCUAUCCUCCUCUCCUCCUCUCCUCUUCUCCUCAGACCCAGUUGGCUCUGUGUCACUACUCUACCUCCAUGGACCAGGACAAUUUCCCCGGAGCUGAUGACUUCCGUCCGGACCGCUGGAUCAGGAAGGACGCUACGGACCGGGUGGAUAACUUCGGCUCCAUCCCGUUCGGCUACGGCAUCAGGAGCUGCAUCGGCAGGAGGAUAGCUGAACUGGAGAUGCACCUGGCUCUUACACAGGUGGGGAAACCUCACACAGACACGCACACACACGCACACACACACACACACACACACACACACACACACACACACACACACACACACAUACGCACGCACACACACACACACACACACACACACACACACACACACACACACACACACACGCACGCACACACACACACACACACACACAUACGCACGCACAUACAGUUUCUUGGUUGAUCUUGAUCCCUUCUCAAAUAGACAAUACAUUUUCAAAUCUGUUUCUCUAACACGGUUUCUCCGUCGUUCCCAAAAUGAAAGGUCUCUACGUGAGUUAGUCUUCCUCCCAAACUAUGUAGGGAAUAGGAUGCCAUUUGGGACGCAGGGUUUAGUGUGCUCCUGAGGUUAAUACCUGUUGUGUUUUUUCUCUUCUCCUCCCAGCUGAUCCUGAGGUUAAUACCUGUUGUGUUUUUUCUCUUCUCCUCCCAGCUGAUCCAGAGGUUCCAGAUUGGGGUGUGUCCCUUCACAGAAGAAGUCAAAGCCAAAACCCACGGCCUCCUCUGUCCUGCUGCGCCCAUCAACCUGCAGUUUACUGACAGACAACCAUAG